Molecule: messenger RNA, 1347 nt
Organism: Aphanomyces astaci
Lineage: Eukaryota; Oomycota; Saprolegniomycetes; Saprolegniales; Verrucalvaceae
Exons: 5
Coding region: 23-1270 (415 amino acids)
Biological process (GO): regulation of transcription regulatory region DNA binding; DNA damage checkpoint signaling; DNA repair
Cellular component (GO): nucleus
Molecular function (GO): histone H3K79 methyltransferase activity
Source: RefSeq, a predicted model, not a curated record
GUCCCACGUGAAGGCAUUCUACAUGGAGACCAGUCGACGCCGACUCGUCUUCGACUCGUUAGCGUCAAGUGGAGACUGCUGCGUGGCCCAGGAGGACGACAUGCAAGCACGCCAAACAGCAGCCUCUCUUGCAGACGGCGCUAACGGGAAGAAGAGGCGCCUGAUUGAACCACCGUCACUUGCCACGGACAAACGCGCUGCUCGCCGCCAAUCGCCCGUGGUGGUGCUCGACUCCGACGAAGAGGAUCAAACGGUGUACUUGUCUCCAGAACCUACCACGUCAACCUCAAAUGCCCACGUCGCCGUUAGUCCACGCCGCGGCAGGUCCCAAGGCCUCAUGCGCAGCAUGCCAUCCCGCACAAUACCAUUCGAGCCCAAAGUCAUUGACUUGACUCUUGAUGACGACGAUGACGACGAUGACGGCGAAGAAGCAGACUCUGCAAGCGAAGGGGAAGACGAUGCCGAGGACAAGGUCCAUCGGCAAGACCUCAUCGACGCCGACUUGUUUUUCGAUCUCACGGACGAGUCCCCGACGCCGAUGCUGGGUCGGUCCGAAGCCCUCCGCCAUCUCGGGCUCGCGUACGCCGAAGUCGACGAGGAUGACCGCGACGUGUACAAGGUGUCGGACGAGAUCGUCCGCAACGAGAUGGCCGCCUGCGCCGACGUUUCCGACGUGGUGCGCACCGCGUCGCAGGCGGACCUGAUCUUCAUGACCACAUACGGCGAGAUCCAGGAACAAGACUUCUCCACAACCAUCAUCCCGCUGCUCCAGCUGCGCGAGUCGGACGUGUUCUACGACCUCGGGUGCGGUACCGGCAAGCCCGUGCUCCAAGUGGCCCUCGAAACCACCUGCCGCGUGUCCAAGGGCAUGGAGCUGUUUGCCAAUCGCGUCGAGAUCGGACAGCGCGCCCUCGGCCGACUCCGCGCCAACUGCCCCGACGUGCUCGAGCAUAAGCGGGUGGUCAUCGUCCAAGGCGACAUUGUGCGGCCUCCGGACGAGGCCAACCUCGUGGACGCGACCGUCGUGUUCAUUAACAACCUCGUCUUCACCGACGACCUCAUGCUCGCCGUGAUGGACAAGAUGCGGCACAUGCGCCACCUCCGCCGCCUCAUCGUGUCCAAGAAACUGUGCGGCCGACACAGCGCCAAGCAGUGCAAGCGCAGCGCGUGCACGCUGUUCGACCAUCCCCCCCGCGAAGCCAAAGUUAACGGCACAUGGGCGGCCAAGGAGAUCACCGUGUAUGUCUACGUGCGUACGUAUACUGCGUAGUAGGACCAGAACCAGCCUGUAGACUUCCCAGUGGACAACAGCAACACGACCUCCACCAACAAGUGUCUCUUGUCUUG